AUGAUAAUAAAGCAUGAGUCGCCAAAUAAUGGCAUUGUAAAAUUCAAUUCUUCGCAAAAUAAAUAUGAUUUUUAUUACCCAUGUGAAAACUAUUCUGUUUGUUCGCCUUAUAAUAUAACCCUUGGACCUGGAUAUUACUAUCUUGAAGCUUAUGGAGCUUCAGGGGGUAAUCAAUAUAACAACGGAAAUACAGCUCGAGGAGGAUUUUGGGGUUACGCUGCAGGUGUUUAUAGAGUAUCUAACCUAAAAACAAUAUAUUUAUAUCUCGGCGGACAUGCGGAUUUAAAUUCUAGUUUGAAUAUAAUAUAUCAGAAUAUUUACAAUGGUGGUGCAUAUGGUGUAAAUAAUAUUGAUAGUCUUGGUGGUGGGGCCACCGAUUUUAGAGAAGUAUCAGGAAAUUGGAGUGAUUAUAAUUCAUUAAAAUCGAGAAUAGUAACGGCGGGUGCAGGUGGUGGUGGUAGAAUAGAAGACAAAAUUUACAAUGGGGGCAGAGGUGGCGGCUUAAAUGGCGAAAGUGGGCAAGGCCAAAUUUGCCCUUCUCAAUAUGGAAUGCAAGAUAGAUGCUCUGCUUCCACUUGUGCCGAUGGUAUUCAUUAUGCUUCUGGAACGUUCGGUCGUGGCGGCUUGGGCGGUUUCGGUGGCCCUGGUGCAGGAUGGUUCGGCGGCGGGGCUGUUGAGAAGGGUGCUGGUGGUGGGGGUAGUGGCCACACACAAAAUGUAAUAAACGAUGGUAGUUUUAAAGUGAAAAAUGAGUUUUCAGAUAAUAUCGGUUAUGGUAGAGCUUCAAUAACAGUAAUAGCGAUGUUUAAAGUGACUCAAGAGAUAAUGCCUUGCUUUAACACGCAGAUAAUUCAACUUUUUGUUACUAUUACUAUAUCAUAA
Trichomonas vaginalis G3 is the source of this 882-nucleotide messenger RNA. RefSeq names its product glycine-rich protein family. The record is from RefSeq and is a predicted model, not a curated record. The transcript has a single exon. Bases 1 to 882 code for a protein of 293 amino acids. Lineage: Eukaryota; Parabasalia; Trichomonadida; Trichomonadidae.